CCUCUACAGGGAUGUCAUGCAGGAGAACUAUGAGACGGUGGUCUUGCUGGGGUUUCCAGUUUCCAAACCUGAUGUGAUCUCGCAGCUGGAACGAGGGGAAGAGCCGUGGGUCCCAGACUUCCAUGACUCUGAGAAAAAAGUGCUCCCGAGAGCUGCCUGCACAGGGAGUGACCUAUGUCUGGAUUCUCUCUGUCUUCCAUCAGGUGAUGGGAUGGUGAGUGAGAAUGAGGAGAAACCCCGGCAGGAAGAUGCUGAGCAAGUAGAAUCCCAUGGGACGUUAUCAGGAAGAUCCAAAGGGAAUGUUUGCGGGAGUUGUGCACUCCCAGAAAAAGCAAAAGCCUGUGAGACUCAGGAGAGGCCACAGGAAAACUUUGGUAGCCACUCAGACCUUAUUACACACGAGAGAAUCAACUUGGAAGAGACACGCUACACAUGCCAUGAGGGCGGGAAAAGCUUCAAUCAGAGCUCUGCCCUUAUCACACAUCAGAGAAUCCACAUGGUUGAGAAAACUUAUCGAUGCUCUGAGUGUGGGAAACGCUUCAAUCGAAGCUCAAACCUUAUUAGACAUCAGAAAAUCCACACAGGAGAAACACCCUACACGUGCUCAGAGUGUGGGAAAAGCUUCAAUCAGAGCUCAAACCUUAUCACACAUGAGAGAAUCCACACAGGUGAGAAACCUUAUGGAUGCUCUGAGUGUGGGAAACACUUUAGUCUGCACUCAAACCUUAUCACGCAUCGCAGAAUCCACACAGGAGAGAAGCCCUACACAUGCUCUGAGUGUGGGAAAAGCUUCAAUCAGAGCUCUACCCUUAUCACACAUCGGAGAAUCCACACAGCUGAGAAACCUUAUAGAUGCUCUGAGUGUGGGAAAUGCUUCAGCUGGAGUUCACACCUUAUCACACAUCAGAGAAUCCACAUGGUUGAGAAACUUUAUGGGUGCUCUGAGUGUGGGAAACACUUCAAUCGAAGCUCAAACCUUAUUAGACAUCAGAAAAUCCACACAGGAGAAACACCCUACACGUGCUCAGAGUGUGGGAAAAGCUUCAAUCAGAGCUCAAACCUUAUUACACAUGAGAGAAUCCACACAGGUGAGAAACCUUAUAGAUGCUCUGAGUGUGGGAAAUGCUUCAAUUGGAGUUCAUACCUUAUCACACAUCAGAGAAUCCACAUAGUUGAGAAACCCUACUCCUGCUCUGAGUGCGGGAAAAGCUUCAAUCAGAGCUUACACCUUAUCACACAUCAGAGAAUCCACACUGGUGAGAAAUCUUAUGGAUGCUCUGCGUGUGGGAAAUGCUUCAAGCGGAGCUCACACCUUAUCAGACAUAGGAGAAUCCACACUGGAUAGACACCCUACACAUGCUCUAAGUUCAGGAAAUGCUUUGGAUAUAGCUCAGCCCUUACUACACAUCAGAGAAUCCACAGUGGAGAGAUGCCCUACACAUAGGGUACGUAUAUACUUACCUCCGGGUCCGGCGGUAAGCAAUCGAUCCCGGAAGUGCUCGCCAUCAACGGCGGUACUCCUGCUCCGCGAGAGGAGUACGCAGAGUCGACGGGGGAGCCUGCCUGCCGCGUGUGGACCCGCGGUAAGUUCGAACUAAGAUACUUUGACUUCAGCUACGUUAUUCACGUAGCUGAAGUUGCGUAUCUUAGUUCGAAGUGGGGGGUUAGUGUGGACCAGCCCAUACUCUGAGGGUGGGAAACACUUCAUUCAGAGCUCAACCCUUAUUAGACAUUAGAAAAUCCACAUGAGAGAGAACUAUAACAAAUGCCUUGAUUAGGGCUGGCCAAAGAUUUUUUUUUUUUUAAAUCACAUUUGUUAAUUCCUUCAUAGAGAUCUUUGCACCAUCUUCACCGUGGUGUCUCAGCUCCCCCAGAUGAGUUGCCUGCUUCUGCCUUUUGCAGCUCACCCUUCUUUGGGGUCAGUCCUGUGAUCUUUUCUAUCAACUCCUUUUUGAGUUGAAGGAGUGUGUGUCCCACCAGCCAGGAAUGUUCAUCAGUUCGAGGUGGGAGAGAGAGGUUUGAUCCCAACAAGCUACACUGAGGCAAAAACUACCUGUCCCUUACAUCCACUAGGACUGUACAUGGUGUUGGCUGCUCAAGUUAGUGAUCUUGGUGUAAAGAGACAAUUAUAAUUGUAGUGCAGAUGCAGCCCAGGUGCCGUGGUUGGCAUUAGCUUUCCCCUUGAGCUGACCUAAACUCCAUCACUUUUCCUAGUCUUAACAAACAUGCUAAGGGGAAGGAUGUAGGUUUAGAAGAUAAAAUAAAAAAAGAACAAAUUAAAAAUCAAUUAGAAAAGUUAGAUGCCUGCAAGUCACCAGGGCCUCAUUAAAUGCAUCUUAGAAUACUCAAGGAGCUAAUGGAGGAGGU
Chrysemys picta bellii (western painted turtle) is the source of this 2367-nucleotide messenger RNA. NCBI's taxonomy places the organism in Eukaryota, Metazoa, Chordata, Testudines, Emydidae. The record is from RefSeq and is a predicted model, not a curated record.